UGCUGCGGUCUCAGAGAUUAACCCGUGAUGCUGAAGAAUGUGGAUUUUACAGUAGGGUUCCUCCUCAUGUUGUCUUUUAUUUCCCGAGCGAUUAAAUACACGGGGGGCCUUUACACAUUUAAAUAUAGGUCUGACCCACUCUUUCUGUUGAUGGUGUGAUGUUCUAUGCCGUCGGUUAGUCUCGAAAUGUAUGAAAAACAAUAGGCUUUUGGAAUUCAUUGUAGUCUAGGAUGCACUCAAUGUAGAGGUUUUCCUUCGCACGUUGGUUACAAGCGACUCUGAUCAACAAACGCAGAAGAGAUGCUGUAAUUGGAGUGGACCAGGAAGUACCAGAGAGGAGGAGGAGGAGAGGAGGGAGGAGGAGGAUACCACCAUGAAAGGUCUGAGUGCCUCCAGGUUCUGCUUCUACUUGGGUUUCGUAGUGGGGACCCUCAGCCUGUACCUCUUCCUGCGCCAGCUAUGGUUUGAGAGGAGCAUGGAGCUCCCUGUGCUGGGAGGGGUCCAGGGCAGCUCAGUAGCAGCGGUGGCAGAGGAGAGGCAGGCCAGUGUGGAGAGAGCAGCCCUCAUCAAUCUCAACGUCCCGCACCACACAGGUGAGGACAGUCGCGUGGCAGAUGAGUUGUACCGGAAGGUGCGCAUCCUGUGCUGGGUGAUGACAGGCCCCAGUAACCUGCAGACCAAGGCCCGCCAUGUCAAGGCCACCUGGAGCCGCCACUGCAACGUGGUGGUCUUCAUGAGCUCUGUCGACGACCCAGACUUCCCCACCGUAGGGCUGGGGACAGGGGAGGGCCGCGACCAGCUCUACUGGAAGACCAUCCGGGCCUUCCACUAUGCCCUGGAGCAUCAUGGGAACGAAGCCGACUGGUUCCUCAAGGCGGACGACGACACCUUCGUAGUGGUGGACAACCUCCGCUGGGUCCUGUCCAAUCACACGCCCAAGGAGCCCCUCUACUUCGGCAAGCGCUUCAAGCCCUACGCCAAGCAGGGGUACAUGAGUGGCGGAGCGGGGUAUGUGUUGAGUAAGGAGGCCCUCAGGAGGUUCGUGGAGGGGUUCAAGACCAAGGUGUGUACCCAUACCACCUCUGUGGAGGACUUGGCUCUGGGACAGUGUCUGGAGAAGAUGGGGGUUCUGGCCAUGGACUCCAGGGAUACAUGGCAGCGGGAGACGUUUCAUCCAUUCGUGCCAGAACACCACCUGACUGGGAAGUUCUCCAAGAGCUUCUGGUACUGGAACUACUGCUACUACCCCAUCGUAGAGGGUCCUCAGUGCUGCUCAGACCUGGCAGUAUCCUUCCACUAUGUGGACGCAGAGCUGAUGUACACGUUGGAGUACUGGACCUACCACCUCCGUGCCUACGGCUACAGAUACCGCUACAGACCUCCACUACCCCAGGGCCUGGUGGAGCAGCUAGCCCAGCCGGAAAGGGCCACUGUGGGGGCAGCUGGUAGAGGGACAAUACCAGCUGGUAUUAUUGUUGUUGGUGGUGGAGACCAGUCCAAAAUGGAGGCAGUGUCAUAUAAAGGGGCUGCGAGGGAAAGUAAAAUCCCCAUGGACAAUAACAGGACUGCAGUCACACAGGAGAGACAGCAGUGAUUCUCUUUGGGUCGACGCCUAACUUCCACUUAAGUGGGAUGUGAACGUGGUCCUGCAUUGGUGUCAUUUGGGACGGUUUGAGUUGAAGCGUUUGAAUGUGUUUUUUUUAAGGUGAUAACGGGAGUGUGUUGUUGUGUGUGAUUGCAAACAGGACUUGUGAAAUGGUCAUGCCAGGAACUGGUUCGAUAUUUCCAACGUUGUGCACCAGUUCCACCACAGUUCAGGUUUAAUUGGUUGUGGGGGAUUUUAUUCAUCCAUAUACUGUACAACUUUUUACUUGAAUGAAAUCAAUAUCUGUUGUUUUGUCUGAUAUUCUGUUUGGAUUUCAAUAGUAUGCCGUUAGUGACCAUGCAUCUGUAUAAACUUCUAGAGCAUUUACUUCAUGAGGCCCACGCUGCAUAAAAACAUUCUGCAUUCUGACCUGGACAUUUCCUGUAGCAUGAUAUCAAGCAUUUCUGUGUCUUAGAUGUUGAUUUGGAAAAUCAUCAUUUCCACAACUAACAGUGAUCCUGUAUUCCAUUCCCUAAUUGACUGUCCAUAACUAUUCAAUUCGAUAUUGGUAUUGCACUUUUAGAGAAAUAUGAAGGGACCUUUAUAUGCGUGCACUGAACAAUGGUCGUUUCUUAACGUUGUCGAGGUUUUCGUCAGAAUCUGAGGUUUUCGGCGUCAGGUCAAGCUGAUAGAGCACAUUUUUGAAUGGUAUUACAUUGCUCUGUGGUGUAUCUAAGUGUGAGUGUAUUUCAUGUCAAAUGUAAUGGCCAUGUUUUUCCUAUUUAUUCUAGAUUAUCUGCUAAGCAGUUGAAUGGCCUUAAAGUGGGGUAGAUUAUACUUACUAUAACUACAGUACUAAAGUAUUUUUUGUACAGUACUACUUAAUGUUCAUUUUUGGUUACAUAUUCCGGCACUUUGAAUUCUCGUUGCUAUGAUGGUGGAUUUAAAAUGUUGUAACCAAAUAUUUUUCAAUUAAUUGUCAGUAUUGUUGCCACAUUUGAUUAUUUCUUUAAUUUGAAUCACAAACAUAUGGUAAAGAAAUAGUUCUUAUCAGAUGGGACUGUUACUGAUUUCUUUCAGGUAAUACAUUAUAGCUAUUAGUUACUAUGACAACUCAUCGGGCACAUGUUACAAUAGCAGGUUGAAUUUGGUCAGUUUAAAUUCCAUAGAUGUUUUCGCAAAUACUUUGUUUUGUAAAAUAAAUAGUUGUUUCUUUUCUGUA
Messenger RNA from Oncorhynchus keta (chum salmon), 2807 nucleotides. RefSeq names its product glycoprotein-N-acetylgalactosamine 3-beta-galactosyltransferase 1-B-like. The record is from RefSeq and is a predicted model, not a curated record. NCBI's taxonomy places the organism in Eukaryota, Metazoa, Chordata, Actinopteri, Salmoniformes, Salmonidae. The transcript has 6 exons. Gene Ontology annotation, molecular function: N-acetylgalactosaminide beta-1,3-galactosyltransferase activity. Bases 374 to 1594 code for a protein of 406 amino acids. Gene Ontology annotation, cellular component: membrane.